Scylla paramamosain (green mud crab) is the source of this 1893-nucleotide messenger RNA. RefSeq lists its product as uncharacterized. The record is from RefSeq and is a predicted model, not a curated record. Gene Ontology annotation, molecular function: protein binding. Lineage: Eukaryota; Metazoa; Arthropoda; Malacostraca; Decapoda; Portunidae. The transcript has 10 exons. The coding region runs from base 319 to 1302 and encodes 327 amino acids.
ACACAUACCAUCGCCUGACUUGUCCGCUACAGUAUUGGAUUAUGUAUUAUGGAUUAUGUACCAGAAGUACAAUACCAGAAGUACAAUAAUUUCAACUUGUGUAGUACGAUAAUAUGGCCAAAACAAUCUGGCAACGCUGGUGCCCACCAGUCCAGCAGGCCCUCUUCCUCCGUAGUUCGCGCUUGACGUUAGAACCCGACCGCCCGCCAAACCUUGAGUUGGUCCUGCAGCAUCUCCACUCCCUGUUCUGAAAGAGGUGACGACGGAUACUCCCUGACGCUUCUCUUCAUAAACACUAAGGUCGUCUCGCCUCUCAUCAUGGUGACUUCACGUGGCUGCAUGCAACUGGCCCACGCCCUCGUCCUUGUCCUGGCUAUGCUUUCCCCAGCAGAAGGAGGGUGUCGACGAAGCAGCGAGAUCGAAUGUCGGAGUGGCGGGCAGUGUAUUUCAAGAGACAAUAUUUGUAACAAUGGACGAGAUUGUUCGGACGGUUCGGACGAGGACAUCAGACUGUGUAAGCUAUGGCCGCCGAGGAGUGACCACUGCCGUCAUUAUCCUGCCAGUCCCUUCUAUUAUGCUGGAGGGUGUCGGACAGCAUAUUACUUGUGUCAGAACAGCGGACGAAGCAGUGACAUAGACUCGAGAAUUUGUAAGAUCAUUCUUCAAGCAAAACUGGAUAUGAAGGAGCAGGAUGGUAUGAACAUGAGCAGUGAGGUGAUCUCCUUGCUGAACUCAGCUGUUAACUCCACCUUGAAUCACAGGAUGCCAGACUGUCCCAUGCUGUAUAUCCGCGUCGGAAAUGAUUGUCUCUCUUUCUUCUCACCAGCCAAGGUGUCGUGGGCAGAGGCUCGACAGUUUUGUCUUAGCAUCUACGGUGACCUGUGGCAUGCAAAGGAUUUUGAAAGUUAUGGCCGCUUAAUGGAGUACAUGAGAGAAGCACAACUGACCUCCAAUUACUGGAUUGGUGGACGCUACGAUAUUGAUACGAAUGCAUGGUCAUGGACGACAGACGACUCUGCCAUGCCCCUUGGCGCUCCAUUCUGGUCGAUAAAGUAUGAGAGUUCCUGCGUGCCAAGGGGGCCUCCACACACCGACCCAUACUCCGCUCCGCCCGCAGCUCUACCUGAGGCCCGCUGUUAUCAAGCCGUCUUAUCUCCAAAACAAAGAUCUCCGGGCUGGUGUUCUGCAAUGACAUACGAACACUUUUAUUACUGGUCUGACGAGAUGUGUGAUGAAGCCUUCAGCCCCCUGUGCAUCUUCACUGGACCUACCGCCGCCCCCAGUGAGACUGAAGCCAAUUAGGGAGAGACCAAUUCCGUCUUAACGAUGGCAUUAUUAAUUAUGAAUUAUAAAUUUAGUUAAUUUUAACUGCAUUUUUUUUUUCGGAAGGGAGAACUAUUAUUAUCUAACAUUUCACUACAUUUGAUGAUAUACAAACAAUUAAUAAGGUGGCAUAUCUUGGUGGCUGUGUGCAGUCCGCAAUCUUUUACUGAGAUCUUCAUGAUGCUAGACUUUUCGCAGCUUCUGACAUCUUCCUGUGAUAUAUUGCAGUGCAUGUGACAAUAUUAUUUGCAGAAGCAUAAAUCCUUCCCCUCCAUACCAGGUGAGAUGUGCUUUUUCCUGGAGCAGGAGGUAUUUCAUUGUAUGGCUGCUUUUUCCCUUAGCUUUCUCCAGUAUAAAUAGAUAGAAUGCACUUUAAGUUUUAGAUUUUGGCUUACAUUUUAUAUCUUAAUGGCUCCUUUUACAUGCUAUCAUGUUCAGUUUGCACGUACAGAAAGUUACACUAAGUCUUAUUACAUUGUCUUGUAAAUUUUGCUCAGCAUCGUGCAUUAUAAUCAUCAUUAUUAUACUUUGUACGCUUUGUAAUCAAUAAAAUAUCAAUCAUUGAAUUAG